Molecule: messenger RNA, 939 nt
Organism: Melanotaenia boesemani (Boeseman's rainbowfish)
Lineage: Eukaryota; Metazoa; Chordata; Actinopteri; Atheriniformes; Melanotaeniidae
Gene: faima
Product: Fas apoptotic inhibitory molecule a
Exons: 4
Coding region: 276-818 (180 amino acids)
Biological process (GO): canonical NF-kappaB signal transduction; negative regulation of extrinsic apoptotic signaling pathway via death domain receptors; positive regulation of neurogenesis
Source: RefSeq, a predicted model, not a curated record
UUGCCCUUCUACAUUUAGCAGCGUUUCCAUUUCGAGCUGACCAAUUUGUCAUGUUUUAACAUUAGAAAAUAUUACAGCUGUACUUUGGCGCUAUUGUGUAUCAGUAAGAGUACAUCUAAACUUAAGUACCAGUAGCUUUAAUCUCUUUAAAACAAGCUAGUUCGUUAGCGCGGUAGUGUUAGCCUUCGCCAGGAGUUUAGCCAUGUAUUUGCUGCUCGCCAUUUAAUGUUUUAGUUUGGUUUCUUUUCGUCUGCAGCAAGUUCUGAAGACGUAGGAUGUCGAAUGAUCUGGCUGGUGUGUGGGAGGUGGGACUGAGUGAUGGAGUCCACAGAAUAGAGUUUGAGCAUGGUACAACCACUGGCAAGAGGGUCAUCUUUGUUGAUGGAAAGGAGGUACUGAGACGGGACUGGAUGUUCAAACUUGUGGGGAAGGAGACCUUCAAUGUGGGUCAUUCAGACACUAAAGCAACCAUCAACAUUGAUGCUGUCAGUGGGUUUGCCUAUGAAUACACUUUGGAGAUCAAUGGCAAGAGCUUGAAGCAGUACAUGGAGAACAGAUCAAAGAUCACCAGCACCUGGUUGCUUAAUCUGGAUGGCACUGACCACAGAGUUGUCCUAGAGAAAGACACUAUGGAUGUGUGGUGUAAUGGGGAGACGAUUGAGACAGCGGGAGAAUUUGUGGACGAUGGCACGGAGACCCAUUUCACACUCGGAGACCACAACUGCUGCGUGAAAGCUGUGAGCAGCGGGAAGCGACGAGACGGGAUCAUUCACACGCUGCUUGUGGACGGCACAGAGAUAGCCGAAUGCGUGGAGUGAUGUGUUUACGUCUGUGUGGAGAGAGCUGGCGUCUGAAACUGAGUGAGGAUGCAGACUGAAAAAUGGUUCCUUUAAAUCUCCCGAGUGAGGAAUGUUAUCUCUUAGCCAUACAUUUAGUGUU